AUGGUGAACGUCGCUGUUAUCGGUGCCGCUGGUGGUAUUGGCCAGUCCCUGUCCCUGCUGCUCCUGAAGGAGCUGCCGUACGGCAGCACGCUGUCCUUGUACGACGUUGCAGGCGCGCCCGGCGUGGCUGCCGACCUCUCCCACGUUGACCGCGCCGGUGUCACGGUGAAGCACGCCGCCGGCAAGCUUCCCCCGGUGCCGCGUGACCCCGCGCUUGCCGAGCUGGCCCGCGGUGUUGAUAUCUUCGUCAUCGUUGCUGGCGUGCCGCGCAAGCCUGGCAUGACUCGCGACGACCUGUUCAACGUGAACGCCGGCAUCAUCAUGGACCUGGUGCUGACGUGCGGCUCAUCGUCUCCCGAGGCGUGCUUCUGCAUUGUUACAAACCCUGUCAACAGCACGGUGCCCAUCGCCGCCCAGGCGCUGAAGAAGCUCGGUGUGUACAACAAGAACAAGCUCCUCGGCGUGAGCCUGCUCGACGGUCUGCGCGCAACGCGCUUCAUCAACAACGCCCGCCACCCACUCGCCGUGCCCUCUGUGCCGGUUGUGGGUGGACACAGUGAUGUGACAAUCGUGCCGCUCUUCUCGCAACUCCCCGGCCCCCUGCCGGAGGAGGCGACGCUGGAGAAGAUCCGCACCCGCGUGCAGGUUGCGGGUACGGAGGUGGUGAAGGCGAAGGCGGGCCGCGGCAGCGCGACGCUGUCGAUGGCGGAGGCGGGCUCCCGCUUCGCCAUGUUCGUUGUGAAGGCAAUCACCGGCCAGGAGUCGCCGCUGGUGUACGCCUACGUCGAUACCGAUGGCCAGCACGAGUGCCCCUUCCUCGCGAUCCCGGUGGUGCUUGGCAGGAAUGGCAUCGAGAAGCGCCUCCCGAUCGGCCCCAUUACUUCCACUGAGCAGCGCAUGCUCGACAAGGCCAUUGACGUCGUGAAGAAGAACAUCCAGAAGGGUGAGUCCUUCGCCCGCUCGAAGCUAUAG
Trypanosoma grayi is the source of this 972-nucleotide messenger RNA. RefSeq names its product putative glycosomal malate dehydrogenase. Gene Ontology annotation, molecular function: L-malate dehydrogenase (NAD+) activity. The record is from RefSeq and is a predicted model, not a curated record. NCBI's taxonomy places the organism in Eukaryota, Euglenozoa, Kinetoplastea, Trypanosomatida, Trypanosomatidae. The transcript has a single exon. Bases 1 to 972 code for a protein of 323 amino acids. Gene Ontology annotation, cellular component: cytoplasm. Gene Ontology annotation, biological process: carboxylic acid metabolic process; tricarboxylic acid cycle.